CUCCUAAUCAAAUUCCCUCCUUGAUUUCCUAUUCAACUAUCCCACUUCUCAAUUCUUCCAUUCCAUCUUACAUGGAAUCCACUAGAUCCUCCGAAUCAUUAUCUGAUACCUUGAUUUGAGUUACACCUUGUGCAUGCAUUUUGUAAUGGGUGGCGUUGCAAUGUCUCAUUUCAUACUGUUUCUUGCAAUACUCCAUUCCAUUCUUGCUGUUGCUCCUGGUGAUAAUUCGAGAGACUCCAACCUUCUUCUGAGAAUCAAGUCAGAACUCGUUGAUCCAUCAGGAGUUCUGAACAACUGGUCUCCAACAGCUCAUAUUUGCACUUGGAAUGGCCUUGAAUGUUCAAAUGAUCAGAUGCAUAUUAUUAGUCUGAACCUGUCUGGAUCAGGACUAUCAGGUCCCAUCCCACAUGAGCUUUGGAACCUCACUUCAAUCCAAACACUUGAUUUGUCUUCAAAUUCCUUCAUCGGCUCACUUCCUCCUGAGCUCGGCCAGCUUCAAAAUCUUGAAGCACUUCUCCUAUACUCCAAUUUUCUGUCUGGUGAGAUUCCUGAGGAAAUAGGUGCUUUGAAGAACAUGCGAGUUCUAAGAGUAGGAGAUAACUUUAUAUCAGGUGAGAUCCCACCAAGCAUUGGCAACUUGACUGAGUUGAGAGUGUUGGCGCUCGCCUAUUGCCAAUUAAAUGGAAGCAUUCCAGUUGAAAUUGGUAAGUUGAAGCAUCUACAAUCUCUUGACUUGCAGAACAAUAGUCUCAGUGGUCUCAUACCAGAAGAGAUUCGUGGCUGCAAAGAGCUUGUGAACUUUGCAGCAUCAAACAACAAGCUUGAAGGAGACAUCCCUUUGUUGGGAUCGCUUGAAUCACUGCAAAUUCUGAACCUGGCCAACAAUAGCCUUUCUGGAUCAAUUCCUACUGCAUUAAGUCAGCUACGCAAUUUGAAGUACUUGAAUCUGCUUGGAAACAGAUUGAGUGGCGCCAUUCCUUCGGAGCUUAACCAGUUGGUUCAACUUGAGAUGCUUGACUUUUCAAUGAACAAUCUCUCAGGAAGCAUACAACUUCUCAGCACACAAUUGAAGAAUCUUGCAGCUUUGGUUCUGUCUGAUAAUGCUUUGACAGGUAACAUUCCAAGCAACUUCUGCCUCAGCAGUUCUUCAAAUCUUCGACAACUUCUUCUGGCUCGAAACAAGCUCUCUGGACAGUUUCCUUUAGCAGUACUGAGCUGUUCCUCGCUCCAACAGCUCGAUCUUUCAGAAAACCAUUUUGUAGGGGAACUACCUACUUCCCUGGACAAACUAGGGAAUCUCACUGAUCUUGUGCUGAACAAUAACAACUUCACAGGAACUCUACUUCCUGAAAUCGGAAACUUGAGUUCCUUGGAAAACCUGUUUCUGUUUGACAACAUGAUCACAGGUGGAAUUCCAGUGGAGAUAGGAAAGCUGCAAAGGCUGAAAGCCAUCUACCUUUACGACAACCAGAUGUCAGGACCGAUACCAAGUGAGUUAACCAACUGCUCAAGCUUGACAGCAAUUGAUUUCUUUGGUAACCAUUUCUCAGGCUCCAUCCCAGCCACAAUUGGAAAACUCAAGAAUCUUGUUGUCCUCCAGCUGAGGCAGAAUGACUUGUCAGGUCCUAUACCACCAAGCUUAGGCUACUGCAGAAGCCUUCAGUUAUUGGCCUUAGCUGAUAACAAGCUCUCAGGAACAUUGCCACCCACAUUCAGAUUCAUUUCACAACUAAGCACCAUUACUCUCUACAACAAUUCCUUCCAAGGCCCUCUUCCUCAAUCUCUUUUCCUUCUCAAAAACCUCAAGAAAAUAAAUUUCUCUCACAAUCGGUUUAGUGGAACCAUCUUCCCUCUCUCUGGUUCAAGUUAUCUGACUGCAAUGGACUUGACCAACAAUAGCUUUUCAGGUUCCAUACCUUCUAGACUUUCCAUGUGCAGAAACUUAACCCGUCUCCGCCUUGCACAUAAUCAACUCACUGGCACCCUGCCUUCUGAAUUUGGCCAACUCACACAGCUCAACUUUCUUGACUUGUCAUUCAACAACUUCACAGAUGAAAUCCCACCUCAAUUGUCUUCUUGUAAGGAACUUGAGCAUUUCUUGGUUAACAAUAACCAAUUCACAGGAGCAAUACCUCCAUGGUUAGGUAGCCUACAGGAACUAGGAGAACUAGACUUCUCAUGCAACAACUUCCAUGGAACAGUUCCUGCAAAUCUCGGAAACUGUUCAAAACUACUCAAGCUUUCUCUGCAUGACAACAGUCUCUCAAGUACUAUCCCGGAGGAAAUAGGGAAUCUCUCUUCUCUGAAUGUCCUAAAUCUUCAGAAAAACAAUUUUACGGGGUCAAUUCCAUCGACGAUCCAGAACUGCAAGAAGCUAUAUGAACUGAGGCUCUCAGAAAACUUGUUGUCAGGCUUGAUCCCUUAUGAGCUAGGAGAGUUGACUGAGCUGCAAGUAAUCCUGGAUCUAAGCAGAAACUUGUUCUCUGGAGAAAUCCCAUCUUCUCUAGGAAAUCUUAUGAAGUUGGAGGAACUGAACCUCUCUUUCAAUCAGCUCCAAGGAAAAGUCCCCACUUCACUUGGGAAGCUGACCAGUCUGCACAUGUUAAACCUGUCAAAUAAUCAUCUCGAGGGCCAAAUCCCUUCAACCUUUUCAGGAUUCCCACGGAGCUCCUUCUUAGGAAAUGAUCAGAAACUUUGCGGCCCACCGUUAGCACCGUGUGGGGAAUCCGAGGUGCAGAGGGUAAAGCGCCUUUCGCGUACUGCAGCAACUGGUAUUACAGUGGCCAUUGUGUUGACAUCCUCAGCAAUAUGCUUGAUAAUCAUUUACAUCAUGCUGAGAAUAUGGUGCAAGUGGAGAAAAGUUUCUAUUUCAAACUCAGAUGGCUCUGGAGGAAAAGAAGAGGACAAAUGGGGGUUUGGGAAUGAGAAGAAGAUGGUUGGUGAGUACUGGAAAGUGAAUUCCAUGGCGCUGGUGCCUUCGGAAACUGCAGAAAUGAAGAAACAGAAAAGUGCAUCGUGCUACACUACCUCAAAGUGAAGAGAGAAAUCCAUGGUUUUUUCACCAAACUUUUUGCUUUCAUUUUCUUCGAAUUGUUGCACAAUCUCCCUUC
This is a messenger RNA of Fragaria vesca subsp. vesca, 3110 nucleotides long. Its product is annotated as LRR receptor-like serine/threonine-protein kinase GSO1-like. Bases 134 to 3037 code for a protein of 967 amino acids. NCBI's taxonomy places the organism in Eukaryota, Viridiplantae, Streptophyta, Magnoliopsida, Rosales, Rosaceae. Gene Ontology annotation, molecular function: protein binding. The transcript has a single exon. The record is from RefSeq and is a predicted model, not a curated record.